Molecule: messenger RNA, 2430 nt
Organism: Suillus paluster
Lineage: Eukaryota; Fungi; Basidiomycota; Agaricomycetes; Boletales; Suillaceae
Product: Rec8 like protein-domain-containing protein
Exons: 6
Coding region: 89-2107 (672 amino acids)
Biological process (GO): replication-born double-strand break repair via sister chromatid exchange; synaptonemal complex assembly; mitotic sister chromatid cohesion
Cellular component (GO): cohesin complex; synaptonemal complex
Molecular function (GO): chromatin binding; protein binding
Source: RefSeq, a predicted model, not a curated record
AAGUUGUUCUAAAACCGCGACCGGGGUGCCUGGUCAACACCCUCUCAUUCUAUUUCUUGUAUAUCUUUCACCUAAAGCUUGGAUUAUCAUGUUUUACUCGGAAGCUAUUCUAUCACGCCGUGGGCCACUGGCCAAAGUAUGGCUCGCCGCACACAUGGAGAGAAAACUCUCCAAAACGCAGACGUUACAGACGGACAUUGAACAAGCAGCGGAUGCCAUCAUGGGACAGGAGGUUGAAGUCAUGGCACUACGUCUCAGCGGACAAUUAUUGCUCGGAGUUGUUCGAAUCUACAGUCGCAAAGCGAAGUAUCUAUUGGAUGAUUGUAACGAAGCUCUUCUCAAAAUCAAGAUGGCAUUCCGCCCGGGUGUUGUCGAUAUGACGGAGGACCAACUGGCUGUGAAUCGCAAUGCCAUUACACUUCAAAGUGGUAAUCUUGACUUGGACGUUUUACUUCCAGAUAUCAACUGGGACAUCGAUUUUGAGGACCGUAUUGCUGAACCUCAAGGUCAUCAUGUUGCACGACAAGCAGAUAUCACUCUCCAAACUGCCGACGACCUCCAAUUUGACCUUGACGAUCCUGGCUACGGUUUUGACCUUGGUCCGUCGGAUGGCAUCGGUUCACAGGACUUCGGGGAGCUCGAUCUCGGUCUUGACUUCGGCGACGGACCUGCGAGCGUUAUCGACGAGAGCGUAGAAGUAGGUCGUGAUGCCCCGACUCCACGAAGUGCUAGAGAGUCGUUGGACUCCAGAAUGAUGGGAAAUGGUGGAGAGGGUGAAGAUUUCUUCUCGAACAGAAGUAGAGAACCCUCCGAACAUCCAUUUGGCGCCGACAUGAACGUGGACAUGGGCUUUGGUCCAGACAUGGGAGCUAUGGAUAUUGACUUGGGUAUUGAUUUCGGGGACCGCCCGUUGAGCGAACGUGAAAAGACUCCUGGUCAAACCAGGUCUCCUUCUCGGAUGUCCUCUCCGCUCACUGAGCCUCCGCAAACACCGCCACCUGAACUUCUUCUCACACCAAAAGCAGCCGCACAAGAAUUAGCUGACGACGAAGCCGCUGCGAAGACCAAGCGCAAGCCCAAAGAAAAGAAGCAGAUAAUUGAUUCUGUUACGGAGCUCACUGAUGGCCCCGGAGCUAGAGCUGGUCGCGGUCUAGGUGCACCUGUUGUCAAGGAUGUCAGUGAUAUCCUUGCGGAACAUCCAUCUCUCCCGCGUUCUGCGAUGGUGAUGCGACUCAUGGAGAUCCGCGAGGAUCCCCUUGCAUAUUUUCUUCCCACCAAGGUUACACCCGAAGGGACAUUCUUCCUUGCUGGGCCCCCUGGAUUAGCACCUGAACUAUCCGACCUGUUCAUGCGUCCUCUACAGACCGGCCUUCCAUCGAAGAAGAGGGGUGCAUCCCCUGACAAGGCAGGGAGGAAAAGGCCUAGGGUUGAGGGGAGUAUACAUGAAGAUGAGCAGGUCGAGCAAGCUCGGCGGGAUGCCAGUAUAGCUCCGAGCGUCGCAAUCGCUAGUGAAGCCCUUGGCGGUCGUGCCAGUAUAGCUCCUGAUGGCGGCUUCGACUUUGGCGACAUGACAGGCGGUUUGGACGAUUUUCAUAUGGAUAUUGGUGGUGAAUUCCCGAUGGCACAUGACGAACUGGGAGUGGAACGAGGCAAAGGUGCUGCAACAGAGCAAAGUCGAUCGUCCACGCCAGCCGUUGAGGGAGAAGAAGGUGAAGAGACCUACGCCGAUCUGACGUGCCCUAUCGCGUCUUUCGAUGUGCGGCCCUCGCCCUCUCAAGCGCAGGAGGCUGCCGGUGAUGGUGAAGGCACCGGAUACAGCAAAAACACAGUAAAGGCACUAGGUAUCAUUCGCAAGGAGCUCAAACCCGAAGGCCGCGAGCAUGACGAAGAGCGCGUUAUGAGCUUCCGCAAGAUGACGGAAAAAGCUUCUCGGCGUGCUGCGUCUGCGUUCUUCUUCGAGCUCCUUGUCCUUGGAACGCGGGAUUGCGUUAAACUGUCGCAGAGCGCCGCCUUUGAGAAUAUCGAAAUCCGUGCCAAGGACAAGUUGUGGGAGCGACAGCGCCACGGAUCUGUCGCACCAUCUAUUGCAUCUGCCAUGGGACUCUAAGCGUAUUUUCUUUUUGAAUUUUCAGAUCUUGAUUCCAUGACCAUCUACGAUGUGGUACUAGGAUUUUUUAUGUGUUUAUUUUAUCUUGUGAGCUCACCACACCAAGCUUUUUGUGUGUCAUGAUGUUGCGUUCUCUGUAGCUUUCUUGAUUUAUACCAUAUCUUCCUAUACAUCCUACAGUUGUUAACAGCCUUUGAUCUGUAUGUUUUUCUAUUACUUACCUGUUCACCAAUAAGAAACAUUGCUCAGAGUCACAAACAUUGUAUUACUUACGGAUUAUUUGUCAUGGCCUGGAGAAUAUAUAUAUAUUAUUUGGACUGAAA